AUGAAAGAGAAGACGCUAUUAUUGAAAUAUUAUUUUAAUCAUUUAAAUGUGGUAGUAUUGGACGGUGAUGCAUUAGAGAAGGAGUUUGUUGUGGACCAGAUCAAUGAAGCUAUUGAAAAGAUCGAUAAGAUGAUCCAUGACAGGAUAUCGAGAGUGGAGACAUGGACGGGAACAGGAAAGACCUCAGUGAACGAUUUUUUCAAUCAAAAUACAGCAUGUGACAAUGAUUUGAUGUUCGAAAUAGAAGAUAUUGUGGCCACUAUGUCGUUUGUGUUGAACUAUAACACAAACACCACCCCUGAUACCCUCGCGAACAUCACAGUGCUUAACAAACUUAUAAUGGAAGAAAUUGAUUUUUUGGGCUUGUUAUCUAAUAGCUCGAAGAAGCACUUGCUGAAAUUAUGUCAUUUGUUGGGUCACUGGUCGUUUCCAGCUCACGAGUUGACCAACGAUGACUUGGUAUACUGUGUGUAUUUGAUAUUAUCCUAUGCCAUAAAGGAGGUGAAACGGAGUACCGAUUUGCAAUUUGAUCCAGAUGUGACAUUCCCUUCAUCUAACGAGUUGCUUGGGCUUGCAUUUAUGGUUAGAGAUACCUACAAGAAUGGAAAUCCAUUUCAUAAUUUCCGUCAUGCUGUCGAUGUAUUACAGGCUUGUUUCCAUUAUGUGAUAAGAUUAAGGUGCUUGCCAUGUUUCAAGCAGUUCAAGCACGAUCCUAAGGCUGACGAACUACUUGUUUUGAGGGCUGAAACUGCCUUAGAUACAGCAGUAGAGCUUGUACCCGUCGAAGACAAUGAGUUGCUAAAUACUUCUCAAAAGAGCAAUACAUCAUCUACUACGUCGAUAUCAGCUAAGCUUGAGACCAAAACAAGCCUUUCCGAUGGACUGGUCAUUGCCAUACAGAAGGAGACUGCUGUUAGUGAACUGAAUUCGGCUCACAUGAAUUCAAUUCAAACAUUAGCUUUGUUAAUAGCGGCUUUGGGCCACGACGUGGGGCACCCAGGUGUUACUAAUGCAUUCAUGAUCAAAUAUGCGGCUCCAACGUCGCUUAUAUACAACGAACGAUCAGUUCUUGAGCUGUAUCAUUCGGCAGUAUUCAUCAACAAAAUACUUUCCAUAAACUGGCCCCGCAUCCUUGACGUUGAUAUCGACGGCAAGACCAAAAUCUCCUUAAAGAGCUUAAUCAUUUCUUGCAUUCUUGCCACGGAUAUGGCCGAGCACUUUGAGUACAUUGACAAACUAGCCCAUUUCAAGGCUGACCAGUACAUUCUUGAUGUUAAUCGCGUGAAGCUCAUUUCGAGUCUCUUGAUUAAAUGUGCCGAUAUAUCUAACGUCACUAGACCAUUGCGUGUGUCGUCUCAAUGGGCGCUGGUUCUUGGGCGGGAAUUCAACGAGGUGUCAAUGUUGGAAAAGAAACUCUCUCUUGCUCAACCGGCUCCUACACUAGAUGUACACUACGACAAGGUCCCAAGCUCCUUGCCCGAUAUCUUGGACGCCAACCCCAACUUACACAAGGGCCAGAUCUUCUUCAUCAACACUUUUGCCGAAAACUUGUUCAACAACAUUGCCGAAUUAUUGCCUGAGCUUCGCUACACCUGCGACAUUAUCCAGGAAAACAAGGAGUUCUGGUUAAGUCGCUAG
Messenger RNA from Debaryomyces fabryi, 1638 nucleotides. It is a transcript of the gene PDE2, whose product is annotated as 3',5'-cyclic-nucleotide phosphodiesterase. Lineage: Eukaryota; Fungi; Ascomycota; Pichiomycetes; Serinales; Debaryomycetaceae. The transcript has a single exon. The record is from RefSeq and is a predicted model, not a curated record. Gene Ontology annotation, biological process: signal transduction. Gene Ontology annotation, molecular function: 3',5'-cyclic-nucleotide phosphodiesterase activity. Bases 1 to 1638 code for a protein of 545 amino acids.